CGCGGACCCGGUUGCUUCCCGCGCGGCUGUCGCGGGCGCGGGGCGCCAUGGUGUCCGUCACGAUGGCCACCUCGGAGUGGAUCCAGUUCUUCAAGGAGGCCGGAAUCCCCCCCGGGCCCGCCGUCAACUACGCCGUCGGGUUCGUGGACAACAGGAUCCAGAAGAACAUGCUGAUGGACCUGAACAAGGAGAUCCUGAACGAGCUGGGCGUCACGGUGGUCGGAGAUAUCAUCCUCAUCCUCAAGCAUGCCAAAGUGGCUUAUAGGCAGGAAAUCUGCAAGGCAGCCACAGAGUCAGUUGCCUCCAGCCAAACCACCGUGCAGUCUGAACUCCGCAGGAACGCUACCAGUGCUGCCAGCAGGAUGAUUGCAAACAGCCUCAGCCGAGACUCCCCACCUUCCACGCCUGUUCGGAAGCCAGACAGCAGCACUUCAAAGAUCUCUGUCACAGUGUCCAACAAACUGGCUGUGAAGAAUGCCAAAGCAGCUCUUUGUAGCACAGCAGAGGAGACUACUGCUGCAGCCCCAGUGAAGCGUCGCCGGGUCACAGCUGAGAUGGAAGGGAAGUACAUCGUCCACAUGCCCAAGGGCACUACGCCCAAGACCAAGAAGAUCCUGGAGCAACAGGCAGCCAAAGGUUUGCAGAGAACCUCUGUGUUCGACCGACUGGGUGCAGAGACCAACGUGGACACAACCACAGGAAAUAAGCCCACGGGUGUCUUCAGCCGGCUAGGAGACAUGCAGGAGGUAGAGGAGGACAAAGUGGCUGAGAGCGAGGAAGACGACAGCUGUGUCCUGCAGUAUGCUGGGGUGCUGAAGAAACCAUUCCGGCCUUCCACCCCCAAGGAGAGUGCUAAGGACGGGGUGACCAUCAAGGCCAAAGCCACCAGCUCUGAGUCCCAGCCAUUAGGAAGCAAAAGCCUGGCAUGCCCUGCGGCUCUGAGCAAGGAGGCGGAGCUUGAGUCUCCUUCCUGCGGCCACGUGGCCAGGAGGCUAGGCAAGCGGUCCCUGCCAGGGGAGGCCCAGGACAGCAGCGUCACCAGCUCCCGGUCCAGGCCUGACCCCGACCUGCAGGUCACCAUCCAGAGAACUUUGGGCAGUGCCAAGGUAAGCAGCACCUCGGAAGGCCACAGCGCCCAGAUGGAUAACAUGGGGACGGUCAGCGUCUUUAAACGGCUGGGCAGAAGGACAGUGUGAUGCCUUGGGCUGCCCGCCUCUUCACAAGCAUGUGUGUUGGGCCUCGUGUGAGACUGUUUGAGGGUGACGUUUGUUUUUUAAUCCUUCCUCUGGUUAACACAAAUUGUUUCUGGUGCUAUUUCUGGGCGGCUGAGUCUUUGGCUUUCUGCAAAGUUCCAGGUCAUUCCUUCCAGCUGCUCUGCAGGUCCCUGGGCUGGGGAGGCAGACCCUUCUCUGCGCAGAGUUGGGUCCCUUGCGCAUCUGAGUGAUCAUCUCUCAGCAGUGUCUUCCAGAGCUGAGUUGGGCAUCAAGCUGGAUGUGACUUGGGCAGAGAUGAGAACAGGAAUUUCCUGGCAUAGGAGCUCCUGCCAGGCCAGGCUCUAGAGUGCACUAAACGCCCCUUUCUCUGCACCUGUUGUUUCCUUCGGCAGUUCCUUGCUCUUUCCUAGAUGUCGUGCCUUGAGGGCUCCAGAGGAACUGGGCUUGUGAGAUGCUGCUGUUUCCUUUCUAUCCCUUGCUUUUUCUCCAUCCUUUUCCCUGAGCUUUUAUUGUUUUUUUCCUAGUAUCUCUGUUGUCUAGGAAAGGCAACAGAACACUAAUCAGAAAUCCCUCUGGGACCCUCUGCAGGGUCCCAGUUCCAAAUUCUACCCUUUGCAGAAUUUGUAUCUUGUCCCUCUUAAUUUUUUCCUUUCCAGAAAGGGGAUCAUUUUUCAGUAGGAAAGAAGUAUUGUUUGGCUGUUGCAGAAGCUUUUCUGGUGUUGAUCAGAAUUGCAGCUAGGUGGCUUCUGUUCUUCCUGCCCAGAAUCCAGAUAAAGGAUCUAUUUUGUCAGAGGAAAGUGGUUCGGUCUCUCCCCCCCCCCCCAGUCGCGUAUUUGGCUGGAGGUGUCCCCCUCCCCAAUCAAACUGGUGACCUCCUGAAUAUGAGGCACCAAUUGCUGCCUUGGGGACCCCUGAGCACAAGGGGCAAGCACAUUCUCUGUUCUGUAGAUUGCCAGGUGUUUAAUGACACGUGAGAGAUGAGAAGCAAAGCCUGCCUCUGACUUCAGCUGGUGAAUCCUGCCCCUUUCACCAAAUAUUUAUUAUGUAGGGUAUUUAGACUACUUCAUGAUGAGACUGCAAGUCGUCAACAUAGCAAACUCUUGCGAAAUGCCUUGCUGUCCAAGUGCAUCUGUUGUUGCAGGAUUGGUGCCCCCCAUCUUGGUCUGGGGAGGCGUGUGUGUGUGCAUGAGAGAGUCAUGUGCCUGGCUGCUGUGGGCCUGAUCCCUGCCCCCUCCCCCAUUCCAUUGGAGGCUGCUGCUUGCAGCAGGAAGUGGAUGGUGAGGUAGCAAUUGUGAGGCAGUCACCAUGCCUCUGUUCCAGCAGCCGUUUUCAUGUUUGCACCCCAUUCAUAUUGGAAGAGGCCUUGGCUUCAGAGGGGGGUCAUUGUCUGCUGGCAGCCAAGUGGGACCUGCUCUGAAGGUCCUCCUUGCCAGCCUUUGAGUGCCCCAUGCUUGUACCAGCUUGCCUUUGGUUAAGUGAUCUGGAGGGACGGGUCAGUUAAACCACCCAGGAGGCUGCACUGCAGCCAUACUGCUGCAGGACCCACAGGAGGGGCCCACACUUCGGAUGCUGCCUUCAGCAUGCCGGGAGGAGGCAUGGAGGGGUUCCCAAGGGCCACCAAGCCCCUGGUAGUUCCAGGUGGAAACUUUGAUGACAGGAGGUGCAGGAAAUGUGCCCAACUUGGGCAAAACGGGGAAGGAAUUGGAAAUCAAGCCAGCUUGUUUGUGGUCACUGUGUUAAGUUGCCUUUCUGGACUCAGCAGCACAAUAUGGAAGUCCAUGACAAGUUAGCUGGUAGUCCCUCAGAGACACUGGGCUAGAGACAGGUUGCUAGGCCUUUCCUCUUAGGUCUAUCCCAAGUCUUCCUUGUCUGACCACUUGUUUACAUCCCACCAUGCUCUGCUUGACGGCAUCCUCAGGACUAGAUUCUGAUUGGGUCCUAAAUAGGGACCUCACCCUUUCUGUGGUUCUUUCAUCAUUUCUCCCUUUUCAACCAUGGGCAUUUUCAUCCCUGAAAGAAAUUCAAUUUUUCUGUUUUCCCCUCAAAAACGAGAUGUUACAGUUUCACUCCUGAUAUUUUAAUGAGUUUACUUGAGAGCCUUUUUGUGAGAAUAGCAAAAUGACUGUUAGGUUUGUUUUAAAGGUUGUAAAUAAAAGUAAUUUGGAGUUUGAUAACUAGCUGCAUGAAGGGGUGGGGUGGGGAGUUGGAUUUGCAGUGCUGUGCCCCUCUUGCUUGCUGGAAGAUGUGAGUUUUCUUGCAAUAAAGUAUGUUGGUAAUCAUGGUA
Sphaerodactylus townsendi is the source of this 3498-nucleotide messenger RNA. RefSeq names its product linkage group 04 C19orf47 homolog (gene LG04H19orf47). Bases 48 to 1196 code for a protein of 382 amino acids. Gene Ontology annotation, cellular component: nucleus. The record is from RefSeq and is a predicted model, not a curated record. The transcript has 8 exons. Lineage: Eukaryota; Metazoa; Chordata; Lepidosauria; Squamata; Sphaerodactylidae.